This is a messenger RNA of Vanderwaltozyma polyspora DSM 70294, 1059 nucleotides long. It is a transcript of the gene GOR1, whose product is annotated as glyoxylate reductase. The transcript has a single exon. NCBI's taxonomy places the organism in Eukaryota, Fungi, Ascomycota, Saccharomycetes, Saccharomycetales, Saccharomycetaceae. Gene Ontology annotation, molecular function: NAD binding; glyoxylate reductase (NADPH) activity; hydroxypyruvate reductase [NAD(P)H] activity. The record is from RefSeq and is a predicted model, not a curated record. The coding region runs from base 1 to 1059 and encodes 352 amino acids. Gene Ontology annotation, cellular component: cytosol.
AUGGUCGGUCAAGGUAAACCUGUUUUAUUAAGAUUAGGGAAUAUUAAUUUUGCACAAGAUGUCUGGGAUCAAUUCAGUGAUACUGUGGAAGUUCUGACUUUAAAUCCAGAUACCACUCGUGAAGAUUUCAUUAAAGAAUUGAAAAAUCCAAAUGGUAAAUUUGCAAAAGUUAGUGUAAUUACAAGAACUUAUCAUAGUUAUUUGCAGACUGGUAGAUUUGAUAAAGAAAUUGCUGCAGCUUUGCCAGAUUCAGUUAUAGCUGUAUGUCAUACUGGUGCAGGUUAUGAUCAAAUUGAUACCCAAUACUUCACAGAAAGAAAAAUUCAAGUUUCUCAUUGUCCAAACGUAGUCAAUGCAGCUACAGCUGAUGUUCAUGUUUUCUUACUUUUGGGUGCUUUGAGAAACUUUGAAUAUGGUCAUCGUAACUUAUUAGCUGGUAAAUGGCCCUCAUCUGGCGCUGGUGCUGGUGCUCCUUUUGGUCAUGAUCCUGAAGGUAAAACCGUGGGUGUCUUAGGUUUAGGUGGUAUAGGUCGUGCUAUCGUUAAAAGAUUACAACCUUUUGGUUUCAAAAAGUUUAUCUACCAUAACAGAACUAGACUUUUUCCAGAACUAGAGAAUGGAUGUGAAUAUGUUUCGUUCAAUGAACUGUUGGCUCAAUCAGAUGUCAUUUCUAUUAAUGUCCCAUUGAAUGCAAAUACAAGACAUUUAGUCAAUGAAGAAGCAAUCAACAAGAUGAAAGAUGGUGUGGUGUUGGUUAACACUGCUCGUGGUGCAGUCAUCGAUGAGCAAGCAAUGAUUAAACAUUUAAAGACUGGUAAGAUCAGAUCUGUAGGUUUAGAUGUAUUCGAACAUGAACCUGAAGUUCCACAAGAAUUAUUGGAUAUGCCCCAGGUUGUUGCAACACCACACAUGGGUACGUACUGUGUUGAAACUUUAAGAAAUAUGGAGAUCCACGUAGUAGAUAAUUCUAAAAGUGCAUUGAAAACCGGUAAGGUGAUUAGUCUUGUACCAGAAAUGCAAAGCGAAACUUGGGUUAGCGAUUGCAAACCAAUCUUAUAA